Messenger RNA from Microdochium trichocladiopsis, 3237 nucleotides. RefSeq lists its product as uncharacterized. Bases 1 to 3237 code for a protein of 1078 amino acids. The transcript is spliced from 4 exons. The record is from RefSeq and is a predicted model, not a curated record. NCBI's taxonomy places the organism in Eukaryota, Fungi, Ascomycota, Sordariomycetes, Xylariales, Microdochiaceae. Gene Ontology annotation, molecular function: translation initiation factor activity; GTP binding; GTPase activity.
AUGCCGCCCAAGAAGAAGGGGAACAAGAAAGCCGACGACGACUGGGAGGCCGAGCUCGGCGAGUCGAUUGCGCCGGCCAACAACGCUGCGGGCGAGGAUGCGGCUGCUGGUGCUGGUGCCGAGGGCGCCGAGGAUGGCGACGAUGCGCCGGCCGGCGGCCUGAUGGCCAUGAUGCGCAAGAACCGCGAACGGAGGAAGAAGAAGGGCAUCGUCGACGACUUUGUCGAGGGCGAGGACGCCCCCGGCGCGGAGGAGGAGGCCAGCCCCGCGCCCGCGGCGCCCGUCGAGGCCUCGAUGGACGACGAGUUCGCCAUGCCCGAGAAGAAGGGCAAGGGUGGAAAGCAGGGCGGCAACAACAAGCAAGGUGGCAACAAGCAGGGCGGUAACAAGGCCGCCGCCGCUGCUGCUGCUGACGACGACGACGCUGAUGGUGGUCGCAUGCUCACCAAGGCUGAGAAGGAAAAGCUCAAGAAAGAGAGGGAGAAGCAGAGGAAGAAGGAGCAGGCUGCCAAGAAGAAGACUACCACCCCGGCACCCGCCGCAAAGGCGCCCGAGCCCGCCAAGGUCGAGGAGAAGAAGGAGGAGGCCCCAGCACCCGCCGCCGACGCUGGCGGCAAGAAGAAGAAGCUUCCCGCACAUCUCGCCGCCAUCCAGAAGCAACAAGAAGAGCUGCGCCGGCAAAGAGAAGCCAUGGAGCAGGCUUCGGCCGAGGAGAAGGCCAGGCUCGAAGAACUAGAGCGCAAGGAAGCCGAGGAGGCCAAGCGGAAAGAAGAGGAGAAGGCCCGCAAGAAGCAGAAGGAGAAGGAGAAGAUUGAGCAGCUCAAGAAAGAGGGCAAGUUCAUGACCAAGGCGCAAAAGGAGGAGAAGGCCCGCAACGAGAGAAAGCUUCAGCAAAUGCUGGCUGCCGGUAUCAAGGUUGGCCCGGCUGGUGACGGCGAAGAGCAGAAGAAGAAGCCCACUUUUGAGAAGAAGCGUGGUGGCAAGUUGGACAAGAAGGCCGAGGAGGAGAAGGCUCUUGCCGAAGCUGCUGAGCGUGCGAGACUCCAGGCGGAAGCUGCUGCAAAGGAAGCUGAAGAGAAGGCCGCCAAAGAAGCCGCCGAGGCCGAGGCUGCCGCCAAGGCUGCUAAGGAGGCUGCCGCCGCCGACGAGAUUGAGGACGAUUGGGAGGCCGCUGCCGCGUCCGAAGAGGAUGUCAAGGACAGCUGGGACGCUGACUCGGACGAGGAGAAAGACACCAAGACCAAGGACCUGCCGUCGCGGCCGAAGGCCAAGGAGACGGGUUCCAAGGGCGAUGACUCCGAUGAGGAUUCUGACGAUGACUCGGACGACGAGUCUGAAGAAGACGAGAAGAUGACCGCCACCAGACUUGCCGAGGAGAAGCGCAAGAAGGAGGCCGCCGAGCGGAGAGAAAAGGCUCACCAGGCUGCUCUUGCCGCCAGAUCUAAGGACAAUCUGCGCUCGCCCAUUUGCUGUAUUCUUGGACACGUCGAUACCGGAAAGACCAAGCUUCUGGACAAGAUCCGUCAGACCAACGUCCAGGAAGGCGAAGCCGGUGGUAUCACUCAGCAGAUCGGUGCCACUUACUUCCCGGUCGACGCCAUCAAGCAGAAGACCGCCGUGGUCAACCGCGACGGUUCUUUCGAGUACAAGGUGCCUGGUCUCCUCAUCAUUGACACGCCAGGUCACGAGUCCUUCUCCAACCUGCGGUCAAGAGGUUCCUCGCUUUGUAACAUUGCCAUCCUGGUCGUUGAUAUUAUGCACGGUCUCGAGCCCCAGACUCUCGAGUCCAUGAAGCUGCUCCGCGAUCGCAAGACUCCCUUCAUUGUCGCCCUCAACAAAAUCGAUCGUCUGUACGGCUGGAAGAUGGUUGCCAACAACGGCUUCCAAGAGAGUCUGGCGCUUCAGAACAAGGGCGUCCAGAACGAGUUCCGCAACCGUCUCGAGCAGACCAAGCUGGCAUUCGCCGAGCAGGGUUUCAACUCUGAGCUCUUCUAUGAGAACAAGUCCAUGUCCAAGAACGUCUCGCUCGUCCCCACCUCAGCUCACACUGGCGAGGGUAUCCCCGAUAUGCUCAAGCUGAUCCUGCAGCUCACCCAGGAGAGGAUGGUUGGCUCUCUUAUGUAUCUCUCCGAGGUGCAGGCCACGGUCCUCGAAGUCAAGGCGAUCGAAGGGUUCGGUAUGACCAUCGAUGUCAUCCUGUCCAACGGUAUUCUGCGCGAAGGCGACCGCAUUGUCGUGGCAGGCACAGAAGGCGCGAUUGUGACUAAUAUUCGUGCCCUCCUCACUCCUGCUAUAAUGAAGGAGCUCCGUGUCAAGUCACAAUACGUCCACAACAAAGAGGUCAAGGCCGCCAUGGGUAUCAAGAUCAGCGCACCUGGUCUCGAGGGCGCCAUUGCCGGUUCGCGUCUGCUUGUCGUCGGCCCUGACGACGAUGAAGACGACCUCAUCGACGAGGUUGAGGCUGAUGUUGGCAAGUUGCUUGCCCGUGUCAACAAGUCUGGUCGCGGUGUCAGUGUCCAGGCUUCCACGCUGGGUUCACUCGAGGCCCUGCUGGAUUUCCUGAAGGACAUGAAGAUCCCCGUCGCCAACAUUGGUAUCGGUCCCGUCUUCAAGCGCGAUGUCAUGCAGUGCGCUACCAUGCUCGAGAAGUCGCCAGACCACGCCGUCAUGCUGUGUUUCGAUGUCAAGGUCGACAAGGACGCCCAAGCGUACGCUGACGAACAAGGCGUGAAAAUCUUUAUGGCGGAUAUCAUAUAUCACCUGUUUGACAGCUUUACCAAGCACAUGGCCGAGCAGCUUGAGAAGAAGAAGGAGCAGGCAAAAGACCUCGCAGUCUUCCCUGGUGUGCUGAAGCCCGUCGCGGUUUUCAACAAGACUGGGCCUAUAGUUUUGGGGGUCGACUGUCUCGAGGGAUCUGUUCGCGUUAAUACGCCGAUCGCCGCGGUUAAGACGAAUGCUGAGGGCAAGAAGGAGAUCAUUGGCAUCGGCAGAGUGACUUCCAUCGAGCGAGAUCACAAGCAGCUUCCCAUUUGCAAGAAAGGACAACCCUCUGUCGCUAUUAAGAUCGAGAUGGGUCAUAACCAGCCGACAUAUGGCCGCCAACUCGAGGAGAGCGAUCUCCUCUACUCCCAGAUCUCGCGUGCCUCCAUCGAUUGCCUCAAGGACUACUAUCGCGCAGAUGUAUCGAAUGAAGAAUGGAAUCUCAUAAUUAAGCUAAAGAGCGUCUUUGACAUCUAG